Molecule: messenger RNA, 2151 nt
Organism: Aspergillus clavatus NRRL 1
Lineage: Eukaryota; Fungi; Ascomycota; Eurotiomycetes; Eurotiales; Aspergillaceae
Exons: 1
Coding region: 1-2151 (716 amino acids)
Source: RefSeq, a predicted model, not a curated record
AUGGACUCCAACGAGGCUCCUCCUCCGUACUCCGCUGUCGACCCUCUACUUACGCCGACAAGCACCAGUCGGAAUAGCGAUGUAUCCGCUGAGACAGGUCGUCCUCUUCUCCGCCUUCGCGGAGGCAACGCGUCAUCAUUAAGUGAUGUUGUAUCCAGAGAUGGCUCCACGCCUUCGCUUGAUGGGUCGUCGAUGACCUCUUUUACCCUCCCGACCAACUUCGCUUCCGCUGCAGCCUACUUCACGGAGCGACCACCCACUGUCCUUGGAGAGGAACGACCCGUACUUUGUCACUACCUUACUAUUUACCCACGAAGCCAAUCGAAAGACUUCCCUCGCCGGCCGCGGUGCUGGAGUCCGCGGACGGCCGAAAUCACCCAGCAGGACUGGGAUAUGUUUCUGCGAUACCUAUUUCCUCCGCAUCUGGGACUCGCUGCAUCUUCCGCCCAUCUACCUCGUCAAUUGAGAGCUGAGAUUCAGAGAGAUCGUAAAGACCGUCCGCAAGAAUCCGAUGAGCAACGCCAAGUGCGCAUAGCGACUGUGAUCGAGGAAUGGAACGAAUGCUUUUUUGGACAUCGUGCAACGCGCAUUGACUUCAUUUAUGUGACAGACUCAGAGCGUGCGCCGGUGUCUCCUCUGUGUCCACAUUGCUACCCCGCUGCGACGAAGGCAUCGCGGACGAACCGGUCCACACAGGCACAGGAGGCUGGUGGAGUACAUACAACCGCGCUGGUGAAUGCGUCCCCAACAGCUGCCGCUGGACAGCCGCCCUCGCCAGCGAGUACUGGGUAUCCCUCUGGGAUGUACUCAUACCAGCCUCAUGUACCUCCUGCUCCAUACUCACCCUAUGCACCUCCCCCUUUUUUUGCCCCGGGUAUGGCGCCUCACACCCCUCCUCCUCCGCACGCAUACCCUUAUCCACCGCAACCUCAAUCACAUUACCCACAGCCUGGUUCGUGGGGUUGGAAUCACCAACCGUACAAUGUUCCGUACCAGAACACAAGCACCACUAAGGGCGGCCCGCUUGGCUGGAUCAAUUCGCUGGCGUCCCAAGCACAGAAGUACGGGGACCGCAUCACAGAGCAAGCACAACAUUAUGGCCGCCAGGUUGAAGAGCAGGCCAUGGCUCAUGGACGCUGGAUAGAGGAACAGGCCGGUCUCCAUAGUCGCAAACUAGAGGGUGUCUUUGGUGGCUUUUCCGGUGGCCCUCGUGUGGGGUAUACAACCAACGAUCCGCGAGCGCAGGUUUAUUAUCCCAAUGCCCAUGCUUACCCACCAGUCAGCGUGACGAUUCCUCAGGUGGCUGCAUCGCCUGCCCCGCAGCCUCGUCGGGCAUCUGUGGCCUCCGUAUCUUCAGAAUCAUCGUUUUCCUCGAUCGAAUCCAUAUCGACGACCUCCGAGCUCAGUUCAUCCGAUUUCGCGACUGUGCGCGCGCAACUUCUAUCCAUGGAUGACCACCAUGACCGCGAGCUGUACAAAGCAGCAGUCGACCUUCGGCGCCAGCUUGAUGUCUUGCGAGAAUCGCGCCGCCAAUCACGCGCCUCUGGGCGAGCUCAGCGGAGGAAUGGAUGGGGCCAUAAUGGGCCUGACCGGGGCGACUGGGGUCGAUGGGAGUCCCCACAAGAGCAACAACGCAGCUCGGCCGAGAAGCGAGCAUUGAAGGAAGAGGUGCGAGCGACGAAGAAGGUGUUCAAGGACGUGUUCAAGCGUGCCAGAGAAGAGGAGAAAGAGCGACGGAAGCUGAAGCGCAACCGCUGGCGUCAGGAACAGCGGUCCCGCCAGACCUCAAGGGAGACCGAACGUCCUCCAGAAGCUCUUCUCGAGCAGCGCAUGGGGGUUCUGGAACUCAAUAAUACCCAUGAAAGUGAACCCGCCGUUCGCUCUACCACAGGGAGUCCGUCUCAGGCACAUUCCGUGAGCUCCGAGGCCAGUGUCGUCAGUUCGGUCAUCAGCACGCCGAGCACGGUAUCAUCAAGCAGAACCCACAAUAACGAUGCCAAUACUGCUGCAGUUGGGGUAUCCGGACAAACACUGUCAGGACAGAGCAUGAACCCGCAAGGCCCGGGUCCGAAGCAGAAUGGAAGUUUUCAGCUGUCCCGGAAAAACCUAGACUCAAAUUCCAACAAUACAGCAUCUUCCGCGGGUAAGUGA